ACAGCUUCGAGCAUUGUUACGCUGAAGUCUCCAUCGCUCAUGACGACGACGGCUUACAUCGUUGGUGCGGAGCUGAUCCUGGCGACCGCUGUCUCUGUCUGGGUCAUUUACUUCCAAGCGCCCCUUGCACAUGAAGAGUACGUAUCGUCGUAUGCGCUGCGACCUCCACCGCGGCUCAUCGGUCGCCUCUUCCACUUCAGCUCGUUGGUGCUCUUUCUCGUGGUGGCCGGUGCCGACUUGAGACAAACGAACGGAUCGUGCUUGCUGUACUACACGUUUUGGAACUUCGUGCUGCAAACGGCGUACUGGAUUUGGGCGCUGAUCGAUCCGAAACGCACCAGCCGCGCUCGAUCGAUGUUCCUCGACCUGCUCUUGCCCACGAACAUGGUCAUGGUCGUCGUAGUGUGGGCAAUACUGUACCCGCUUGUGGGCGACGACUUGAAUAAUUGGAUCAGUUGUACACAACAUGGCGGUAACCUCGUGUUGCUCUUGAUCGAGUUUGUGUGCAGCGACGUCCGGUCCGUGCCUUUGAGCACGGGCGCGCUCGUCGGUUUGUGGGCCACGACAUACGCCACGUUUGCGUGGGUUGUGCACAGCUUUACCAACGUGUGGCUGUACCCGUUCUUGGACGUCGACCAGCCUUGGGCCCCGCUGUGGUAUUUAGGCCUCCUGGCGCUCCACAUUGUGUUUUUCGGAGUUGUCGCGCUGCUGGCAGCCAUCAAAGUAUACAUCGCCGAGCAUAUUCCGGUGGAUUACGACGGCACAUCCAAGCUCUUGCUUCCACGGGUGACCCCCAAAGGGAGCCAGCAUCGACCAACCACAUAGAAACUCAUACUAAACAUUACGUCAGCAUCGCGACAUGACCUGCACACAUGCAUGCUUCGGUCACUGUACUCCGUAGGAUUUAUCGAGAUUGUUCAUGACAGUGCGAUUCUUGUGUUUC
Aphanomyces invadans is the source of this 943-nucleotide messenger RNA. RefSeq lists its product as hypothetical. The record is from RefSeq and is a predicted model, not a curated record. The transcript has 2 exons. The coding region runs from base 40 to 825 and encodes 261 amino acids. NCBI's taxonomy places the organism in Eukaryota, Oomycota, Saprolegniomycetes, Saprolegniales, Verrucalvaceae. Gene Ontology annotation, cellular component: membrane.